Molecule: messenger RNA, 715 nt
Organism: Drosophila takahashii
Lineage: Eukaryota; Metazoa; Arthropoda; Insecta; Diptera; Drosophilidae
Source: RefSeq, a predicted model, not a curated record
UAUAAUGGUCAAAGCUUCUCAUUUGAUUGUGGCGUUUUUCGCCCACAUAUCCGUUGUUUUUGCAAAUCAUGCCGACACCGAGCACACUUGGGUAAAUGUUGGCCCGGGCCUCCCUUAUCCAAGGAAUGUCGUCGAGGGAGGCUUCUGGACAAAUGGGACCCAUGGAUAUUCCGUUUUUGUAGCCCGCCUUAAUUUUUUUGAAGAGGGGUUUUGUCCCGCCUAUGUGCGAUUAGACUUACUCCAUAUCUUCUUCAACACCCCGAGUAAUUCUUAUACGGGCGUUAAUUUGAAUCAUGACUUAUUGGUGUCCACAGAUGAGUUCGAAUAUAAGUGGGUAAAUAGUCACAGUGCCCUACAUGAUAUGGGUGUUGUUGCCGCUGGAACAUCAGCCACAUAUGAUCUAAAGUUUAUCUGCCGGGCAUUUACGCCCAAGGGCUUGAUUCCUGGUAACCUCGAUAUGUUUCGAAAUGGUUGCGCAGUUAACGGCGAGGGCCUAGUUUUUUCAGUUUACGACAAAUACCAGGUUCUGGUGGGGGUAAGAAAGAGUGGAUCUGGGGCUUGAGACCCAUUAGGGCUUACAUUACUCGAAAUCGAAAAAUCCCUCUAUUUUAACUAAAUCUUCUACCAACAUAAACGAUGUAAAAACUCAAACUUGCAAAAGUCCAAAGGUCCAAAUAAACGUAUUUUUUGAUGAAUAAUAACGUUAUCUUUAUCA